Aspergillus melleus is the source of this 1563-nucleotide messenger RNA. RefSeq names its product putative MFS sugar transporter. Gene Ontology annotation, molecular function: carbohydrate:proton symporter activity. The transcript is spliced from 9 exons. Gene Ontology annotation, cellular component: membrane. The record is from RefSeq and is a predicted model, not a curated record. Bases 1 to 1563 code for a protein of 520 amino acids. Gene Ontology annotation, biological process: transmembrane transport; carbohydrate transport. Lineage: Eukaryota; Fungi; Ascomycota; Eurotiomycetes; Eurotiales; Aspergillaceae.
AUGGUCCAGAUUAACAUGUUCGGGACGGGGACCGUCCUGCAAUCUGCAAUUUGGACGGCGUGUGGAAUGGCCUUUAUUCUAUUUGGCUACGAUCAGGGCGUAUUCUCCGGAAUUGUGGAAAACGAUGACUUUCUGGACACCAUGAACCGCCCCAAUGACAGUUUAAUGGGCAUCAUCGUGUCGAUAUACAACCUAGGCUGUUUCUCUGGGUGUGUUGUGAACUUCUUCAUCGGCGAAUGGCUUGGACGGCGUAAGGCUAUGUGGUUGGCUAUGGUCUGGGUUCUGAUCGGCGCAGCGUUGCAAACAUCCGCCUUCUCCGUUCCUCAUCUCAUGGUUGGUCGAUUUGUCACCGGUAUUGGCACCGGAAUUGAGACCUCGACUGUGCCUAUGUACCAAUCGGAGUUGUGCGAGGCUUCGAAGCGUGGAAAGAUGGUUUGCAGUGAGCCAUUGCUUGUUGGUGUGGGUAUUGUGGUUAGUUACUUUUUCGACUAUGGCAUGAGUUUUGUUGGAGGUCAGAUUGCCUGGAGACUUCCCAUCGCGUGUCAGAUGAUUUUCGCUAUCGUCGUCAUCGUGCUUGUUUUUGGACUUCCCGAAUCUCCGAGAUACUGUUAUAAAGAGGGACGCAACGAGGAGGCCCUGCAAAUCCUGAGUGACGUGUACGGUCGGCCUAAAGACGACGAGAAGAUCCAGGCUGAGCAGGCCGAGAUUCUCGAUGCCCUUGCUGUCGAGUUAAAGCAUGGAGAGUAUCAGUGGAGAAAUAUCUUCAGAAAGGAUGAAGUUUCCACGGGUUAUCGAGUUCUACUCGCCUACGGAAUGCAAUUUAUGAACCAAAUCGGCGGUAUUAACCUCCUCGUGUACUUCAUUCCUACCGUUCUCAGCAACAAUGUCGGUCUCAGCAAAAACCUCUCCCUCGUUAUCGGCGGAUGCGUUCAGAUUAUGUUCGCCGUUGGCAGUUUAUUCCCUGUGUUGUUCGUCGACAAGGUCGGUCGAAGAGCGCCUAUGAUCUGGGGUUCAUUCGGACUGGGAAUUUGCAUGAUGAUGGUCUCGAUUCUACUCAGCUUCAAGGGAACAGACGUUGAGAAGCCCACUGCGUCGGCUUCGAUCGCGUUUUUCUUCAUCUUCAUGCUCAUCUUUGGUGCCUCUGUCAAUUGUAUCCCAUGGUGCUAUGUCCCAGAGAUUUUACCUCUUCACGCCAGAGCUAAGGGGACGGCCGUGGGUACCUCUUCUAACUGGAUCUGGAAUUUCUUCGUCGUCAUGAUCACCCCUGUGAUUAUCAACCGUCUGCAAUGGAAAGCGUACUUGAUCUUCAUGUGCACUAACUUUGCUUUCGUGCCGCUGGUGUACUUCUUCUAUCCGGAGACUGCGAACUUCACACUAGAGGAAAUUGACUUCCUCUUUACGAACCCGGACAAGGGACCCGUGAAGCUUUCUAAGGAGCUUCACAAAGAGAGAAAACGGGGACAGGGCAGGAGUAUUGUUGCCGAAGCUGGGAUUACGAGGCGGGCGAGUGAUGGCAAGAAUCUGGGGAGUGAUAUGUUUGAGGAGCAGGUUGAGAAGGUUUAG